Molecule: messenger RNA, 2625 nt
Organism: Lentinula edodes (shiitake mushroom)
Lineage: Eukaryota; Fungi; Basidiomycota; Agaricomycetes; Agaricales; Omphalotaceae
Product: MIF4G like-domain-containing protein
Exons: 12
Coding region: 1-2625 (874 amino acids)
Biological process (GO): mRNA export from nucleus; nuclear-transcribed mRNA catabolic process, nonsense-mediated decay
Cellular component (GO): nuclear cap binding complex; nucleus
Molecular function (GO): mRNA binding; RNA cap binding
Source: RefSeq, a predicted model, not a curated record
AUGAUCCCAACUCGUUGGCCAGAUGAUGAGGAUGAACGUCGCCGGGAUGUUGUCGAGUCUCCUCAAGAAAGAAUGAAAAAUACUAUUAUCAGGUUGGGAGAAGUGGAUCCACUGCAAGAAAUAUCCGCUGUGGAAACAAGUAUUCGCGAACUGGCACCCCCGGAUAUCUGUAAUCUCUCCGAGUCUUUUCAUAUAGGCGUAACCGAACAACCUUACAAAAUUCCAUUUUAUGCCGCCCUGCUCAGACUGCUGCAUAACAAUCCGUCCCAGGGUGGAGAUUCUAUAGGUGCAGAUGAGAUUUCAUUGGGAAAACAAAUCUUGGAGGAAUUCUGGAAAGGCUUUCAGGCAUAUGUGGACAAAUUAAUGUGGAGAGAAACUCGACUUUGCAUCCAUUUUUUUGCUCACUUGACUUCCGCUCAGCUUAUCUCAACCGAGUCUUUUGCUGCUCUGUUGCAAUCUUUUACCGCGGUUCUGGACGAAUUCGGUGUUUCGCACGGGCGCGCUAAACGCGCUGCAUUGUGUGCCGCGGAAGGUCUAAUGAUCGCCGGCGCCGUCUUGACCUUAGCUACACCCACUUUCUCGCGUGAAAUAAUAUCAUCCAUCCAAAUGUAUACAGAAACUACCACUUCUGGGAAAUGGAUCGUACAACCUAUAGUACGAUUACAUUCCUCCGCUGUGACGGUGGAAAAUGCUGAUGAGCUUUUGGAUACUGCCCUCGUCGUGUUGAAAGCACUUGAAAGCUCAGACUUUGUAGGACCAUACCCUAGACCAUACUCUGAAUAUCCUCCCCUAGAUACAUCGACGUUCAGUGCAUUCGUCCUACCCUCGGUUCUGGUCCCUCCCGAAGUGAUAGAACUGGAUGGCUUAUCCACUGAAGCAGAGGAGUCCGAGAUCAAGAGGGAAGAAUGGCCAGAAUAUUUUUUGAGGCUCUUUGGUGACGACGUCACUCCUGACCCGAACACGCCAGCCGGUUACGCUGUUCGCACCGACCUUCUUGCUAUAAUUGAUAUCUUCGAGGUGAAUCGUAAAGAAGCUGCUAGACUUCUACUCGAAUAUCCAAAGUGGGUUGUAUCAGGGACCUUCAAACCUAAACCUGGAGCACCUCCUCUUGAGGUGGAGCCCCUCGUAACUUAUGAUUGGCAAUUAGAAAGCACUUUGCUCGAGACCAUGCUUGGCGCCUCUCUUGUCCUACCUCAGUCCUCACAGGCCCAAAUUUACUAUGAUAGCUUGAUUACAGAAGUAUGCAAGCUAUCCCCGUCAACUGUUGGGCCCGCAGUCGGAAAAUCUAUACGAAAACUCUACAGCAGCCUUACAGACGGGCUUGACGUAGAAAUUGCAAGACGUUUUUCGGAGUGGUUUGCAAUUCACAUGAGCAAUUUCAACUUCCAAUGGGUAUGGAAGGAGUGGAUUCCAGAUCUUGAGUUGGCCGUUCAACACCCCAAGCGCGCGUUCAUGCGCACAGCUGCAGAAUAUGAAAUUCGAUUAUCGUACUACGAUCGUGUCGUCAAAAGUCUCCCCGAGGCAAUGCAUGCACCCGAGGCGCACGUACUGCCAAAACAAGCUCCCGGCCCUGAUUUUCUAUACGAUGAUUCUUCGAAACCACAUCAUGAUGCUGCACAGUCCAUUCUCAAUCUCUUCCGUGGACGUGCAAAAGCGGAAGAUGUGAUAACUCACCUCGACACCUUACGAAAUACCCUUGAGUCAGAAAUAUCAGAAACCGAAAAUGUAAACUCCCUUGUCCGGAUUAUCAGCACUCAAUCACUUCUCCACAUUGGCUCACGUUCCUUCUCCCAUCUACUGAACGCCAUUGAAAGGUAUCUUCCCCUGCUUCGAACCCUCGCUAGCGGCGGGGUAACUGCCAGCGCAGGCGCUGGAAAUCCCGAGGCUAAAGCCGACAUCCUAAGCGCAGCAGCGUCGUUCUGGAAAUACAAUCCACAGAUGGUGGCCAUUGUCUUCGACAAGCUGAUGCAAUAUCAGAUCGUCGACCCUACGGAUGUCGUUUCGUGGACAUUCCUGCAUGUCAGCGAAGUAGACGAAUUCGAGGCAGAUCUGAAGGCCCCGUUAAAUUUGAGCGCAUUUGAGUGGAAUUUAUUGAAGGGGGCGCUGGAUAAAGCAAUUGGACGAGUAAAUAUUGCGAGGAGGAGACUUGCACUUCUGAGGAAAGAGGACGAUGAAAACAGGGCUAGAGCAAAAGCGAACGGCGGAAACAUGGAUGUUGACGGGGAGGCAAAAUCAGAUGAGCCCGUACCAGAAGAUCCCGCUCUUGCCGUCGCUGUAAAGGCUUUUUCCAGCCUCACCAGAGAACAAAAAGCUGCUCUUUCUCGAACACUCGAGGGUUUCGUUUCAUGCCUUGCGCCUUCAAUCUCAAGUUCACAUCCUAAUCCGAAAGCCCGCGAAAUCCUCACUGAAAACUCCUGGCACAAUCGCGCAAAUUGGGGCAAAGACGAAUGGAUUGCUUGGGAGACAUGGGGCUGGUAUCGGCAUUUCUGCAGAGCGUAUUCUCCGUAUUUGCGGAAUUACGCGGCUACAUUCACGGCGGUAUCGUUCGCAAGAUUCGAAGGACAGUCAGACCCGGCAUCAGACCUUCUACAAAAAAUCUGGGAUAUUUCGAUAGGCCAGGAGUAG